CUUAGCCAGAGCAAGGAAUAAAGGUCAUCCAAAUUUGGAAGGAGGAAGUCAAAUUGUCUCUCUUUGCAAACAACAUGUCAUCUAUAAAAACUCCUGAAACCUCCACCAGUAAAACUGAGAACUGAUAAAGGAAUUCAGUAAAGCUGCAGGAUACAAAGUCAACAUGCAAAAAUCAGUAGUGUUUUUAUACACCAACAACAAACGAGUGGGACAAAAACCAAGAAAGGAAUCCCAUUUACAAUAGCAAAAGAACCCCUAAAAACCUGGUAAUAAAUUUAACCAGGGAGGUGAAAGAUUUCCACAAGAAAAACUAUUAAGCACUAAUGAAAAAAAACUGAAAAAGACCACCAAAAAUGGAAAGACAUGUUCAUAGAAUGGAAGAAUUAAUAUUGUGAAAAAGACCAUACUGUUAAUAGACAUCGACAGAUUCGAUGCAAUCUCUUCCAAAAUACCAACAACAUCUUCAAAGAAAUAAGACUAUGAAUUUCCAGAGGGGAGGAUUUGGGAGAAUUGUGUAGCCUGAUGGUGGUUUAGGCAGCUCCCAGUUAAUUCCAGUAAAUAACUCCAUUCUUAAUUCUAACUCAUUGUCAACACCUCAGUGGUAAACCAGAAAAGUUAUGAGAAUCUGCAUCAGAAAAUAAUUGUUUCAACUUCUUGGCAAAAUGACCUUGUAUCCAGCACUUCCCUGACAGUAUUAUUUCAUCUUCAAACAACACAUCAAGAAAGUUCUACUCCCAAGAAAUUUGAAGUUCCCAGAGUGAAGUGGCUUAAGAUUUCCCAGGGAUUUAAACCAGAAUCAGUGUAAAACCAGCAACCCUCCCAUUUAUCCUAAAGGUUAGAGAAGGUUUCCUUUGAAAUUAAAAUGAAUGAGUCACUAUUCGAAUGGAUUAGUGUUACCCAAUUGAUGGUGUGAACUUCCCAAAUUAUAAUCUAAUCUUGCCUAGCAUUUAAUUAUCAUUCCACAUUAACUCCAUGAUCCAUACAGUAAAAUUCACACCCACCAUUAAGGCUUUUAGUGCUUGAGAGCCCUAACUGAGGGGGCUGAGAACUAGGGAAUCCCAUGGGACCCUCAGUGUAUCUAUAAACCACCCUCAUAGCGUCCUGGAAUGAAUGCAGAGACGAGACCAUGUGCCUUUCUCUGGUUCCCACUGUUUUUAUAUAAGGGUAGGCUGGCUAAUAGCAAACUAGUGAUUUAGUCUAGCUCAAACCAAGUUUUCCCAUGUCAAUUCCAAUAUUCUUUUUUAAAAAGUGAAAAAUUAUCACCAAUAUUCAUUAUGUAUCAACAAAGACUGUCUCUUUUUUUUCAGUAUCUUGACAUUCGCAUGUGAAAGCUUUGCUCAAACUAGAUCAAAUCACUGGUUUGAUAUUAAUCCACCAGCUCUUAACAUGUUUUUUACUUGUUAGGAUAUUACUCUCUGUGGCAUGAGGGGACCCAAAGUGGUUACCACGUGCGGAUCUGUAUUUUCUGGGGCCUCCAAAUACCUCAGCAAUAUGACAGCUCAGUAGAGCGGGAAAACCUGUGUUCUUUGCACAGUAGGCAUGUUUAAUACAUUAAUUUCCUGUGGGCGGGGUUUCAGUGGCAAAUGUAAUCAACGCCGCUUACGUACAAUGGACUCUAUGGCCCUAAACCAAUCAUGGGGCGGCGCAGGGAACCGGAAACGGGGCCUCAGUCCCUUGACUUCUCCAUAAAUUGACGCAGUUCAGCUCCAGGCCAGUUGGAGAGCGCAUCCCAGAGCGAGGAGGUUGGCGGCGGAAGCCGGGAAGGAGACUUCUGAACGAACAGUGAAUCUGUUACUGAGGAAAACCAGAGGAAGCCUGUGUAGAUAGGUAUCAAUUAGAUACCAGCUACUGGAAGAGCUUUCUCAGAGACUGAUUAAAAAAUUCUUCACUAGAUAUGGCUGCAAAUUGCACAUCCUCAUGGCGUCAGAGAGAACCCUGCAACAGACCUGGGUUGGAGCUGCCACGGUCUAUGGCAUCCUCAGAAACUCAACUUGGAAAUCACGACAUGGACCCUGAGAUUUCUCACGUGAACUUCAGGAUGUUCACCUGCCCGAAGGAGUCAGACCCCAUCCAGGCUCUGAGGAAACUCACUGAGCUGUGCCAUCUGUGGCUGAGGCCCGACCUCCACACCAAAGAGCAGAUCCUGGACAUGCUGGUGAUGGAGCAGUUCAUGAUCUCCAUGCCCCAGGAGCUCCAGGUCUUAGUCAUGAUGAAUGGCGUGCAGAGCUGCAAAGACCUGGAGGACCUGCUGCGAAAUAACAGAAGACCCAAGAAAUGGUCUGUAGUCACCUUCCACGGAAAGGAAUAUAUUGUACAGGACUCAGAUGUUGAGAUGGCUGAAGGCCCUGCCAGUGUCAGGGAUGAUCCGAGGGACAUGUCCAGCCAGCGGGCCUCCUCUGUGAACCAGACGCAUCCGGGGGAAGGCCAGGCCCGCCGAGAGCUGCAGACCCUGCCCAGGGUCCCUGCACUGUUCAGGAGGCAGGGAGAGGACUAUCUGCUACACAAGAGUAUUGACGUAAAAGGUGACCCAAAGUCUCCGGGACCCAAGCUGACCUUGGAGAAGGAUCUGAAGGAAAACAGGGAAGAGAACCCAGGACUUACAUCCCCAGAGCCUCAGCUUCCAAAGCGUCCCACAGAUCUGGUGAGAGCAAAGGAGGAGAAGGAACCCCCAAAAAUAGCCGCUGUGGAAAAUGUGGAUGCCGACACACCUUCUGCCUGCGUUGUGGAGAGAGAAGCUUCGACUCACAGAGGGAACAGAGGAGACACUCCGAAUCUCAGAGGUCCCAAAAGAAGCAAACGGGAUGCCUCCUCCAUUUCCCAAGAAGAACCUCAAGGAGGAGCCACACCUGUGGGCAACAGAGAAUCCCCGGGACAAGCUGGGAUGAAUUCAAUUCAUUCCCCAGGCCCUGCGAGCCCAGUCAGUCACCCCGAUGGCCAAGAAGCCAAGGCACUGCCGCCCUUUGCAUGUGACGUGUGCGAUAAGAGGUUUACCUGUAAUUCCAAGCUAGUCAUCCACAAGAGAUCACACACCGGAGAGAGACUCUUUCAAUGUAAUCUCUGUGGGAAGCGUUUCAUGCAGCUCAUUAGCCUCCAAUUUCACCAGCGAACCCACACCGGCGAGAGGCCCUACACGUGUGACGUCUGCCAGAAGCAGUUCACCCAGAAGUCCUACCUGAAGUGUCACAAGAGAAGCCACACAGGGGAGAAGCCCUUCGAAUGUAAAGACUGCAAGAAGGUUUUCACCUACAGGGGGAGCCUGAAGGAGCACCAGCGCACCCACUCCGGAGAGAAACCCUAUAAAUGCUCCAAGUGUCCAAGAGCCUUCGGUCGGCUGAAAUUGUUAAGACGCCACCAGAAAACACAUCCAGAAGCCACUUCUCAUUGAUUGCAUAAUCUGGUCUAUGCCUUCUGCACCAAGAAGAAGUGAAUGAUGAUUUUUCACUGAUGUUACCAGAGUACAUUUGACACGUGCAAGGGCGCCUGGCACACAGAGGGAGUGCCCUAGAUAUGAAUUGCCAUGAUGUUUGAGUAAAUAUGUAUCCUCCCCACUGAGCUUUGUUUUCUGUUUCAUUAUGUCCAUUGUUUUCCUAUAGGUUUAUUUUGGUUUCUGUUGCUGUUCUUUCAAUAAACGAUCAUCUUAUUAGUUUUCAA
Macaca mulatta (Rhesus monkey) is the source of this 3651-nucleotide messenger RNA. Lineage: Eukaryota; Metazoa; Chordata; Mammalia; Primates; Cercopithecidae. The record is from RefSeq and is a predicted model, not a curated record.